GGUCCUGGUUAAAGCAGAAACUGUUAAAACAGUUUUAUCGAUGUGAAGUCAUGUUCUAGGCUCAGAGAGGGAGUGGUAAGUGUGUGGCGGUUACUUAAUGUAUCCACACUUAUUGUACGCACUUGUUGUACUUAUUCAUAGUACUUAAUUGUGUAGCAUAUGCAGUAGCUGCUAUCACUGCUGUAUACAGGGAAUUGGUUAGCCUAGAGAUUGUUAGUACUUGCACUAGGUUCUGUGAACAUCUUUACUGCACCGACAGCGAUAUAUUGUUUCACCUUUUAUGACAAAUGUACUUAUUGUAACUAAGUCACUUUGUAUUAAAGCGUCUGCUAAAUGCCCUAAAUGUAAAUGUGUGGGGAUCACACUAAAUGUUCCGAUGGAAAGUGUCUUCUGAUGUCCGAGAUGAGAAACGUUAUUAUCAGAUAUGAGACUUAUUUUUAGUUUGAAGAGAAUCAUGUAGGGACAAUCUUCGAAAAGACAACAAGACAAAUAAUAUUCCUAAAACAGGAACAUAGACCAAUCUCCUGUGACAAACUUCUUCUGAGAGUGAAAGGUAUCAUGGUCAAUUCAAGCCAGUUUCCAUAUUUCAUACUGACUGCCUACCUUGACAUGGGCUAUCUAAAAUACUUAUAUUUUGUGAUUGUUUUGAUGCUGUACAUUGUGAUUGUGGUUGCGAAUGCUUUGCUCAUUGUAACUAUUUGCAUGAAGAGGAGCCUACAUGAGCCUAUGUAUGUGUUUCUGUGUAGCCUGUUGGUUAAUCAGCUGUAUGGUAGCACUGGUCUAUUUCCAUUCCUCCUGCUGCAGAUCACCUCAGACAGUCACACCAUAUCUAGAUCCAUGUGUUUCCUUCAGAUCUACUGCUUGUAUACGUAUGCAUCUGUGGAGUUUAGUAACCUGGCUGUGAUGUCCUAUGAUAGGUACCUUGCUAUCUGCUGUCCUCUGCAUUAUAAGGCUCGGCUGACCUCUAACAAGGUGGCUCUGUUGAUCGCUCUCAUAUGGCUGUACUCUCUUAUCAAGUUCAUAAUACCCCUUUAUCUGAAUCUUCGUUUAACGCUGUGUGGGAACGUCACAGAUCGGCUUUACUGUCAUAAUUACCACGUGGUCAAACUGGCAUGUUCUGUUACCACAGUUAACAAUAUCUACGGACUUUUUGCAACAUUUCUGACCGUUUUUGUUCCAUUGAUCCCCAUCCUCUUCUCCUACACCAAGAUCCUCAGGGUUUGUGUCGUUGGUUCUAAAGAGACCAGACAGAAAGCAGUCAGUACCUGCAGCCCCCACAUCGCCUCCCUGAUCAAUUUCUCUUUUGGGUGUUGUUUUGAAAUAUUUCAGAGUAGAUUCAAUAUGACCGGUGUUCCCAGGAUAAUACGUAUCGUUUUAUCGCUGUACUUUCUCACUAUCCAACCAAUCUUUAACCCUAUCAUUUAUGGGCUGAGGUUAUCUAAAAUAAGACAGAUGUGUAGAAAUCAGUUUUGCUGUCAGAAGUUAAAGUUAUAACUCUUUAAUAACUUCACAUAUAUUGAUAUGAAUAAUACUUAAUGUGAAUCCUGCAUAUCUGUGUAGGAUAGGUAAUUUUUUACUUUUAUUAUUUGCAACUAGUCGCACAUAACUUUAUUCAUGUGAUUUCCCCUUAAAAGGAAGUAGGUCAGAUUUAAGAGUUGAAAAGAGAAUGUGAUAGACAGGCAAGAUGAAUUCCUCUAGCCAAUCAGGAAAGAGAUGCCUUGAUCGGUCAAAAAUUUGCCAGGAUCAUUCUAAAAUCGUAAUGGUCUCAUGCAGAGGCCUAUGUGGUCUACUACGAACCAAUUUUCACACUUUCACCCACUAAGAGCUAAUGGACGGCAAUGGUUUUCCUUAAAUAGUCACCCUCAAAUUGAAGCUUUUGAAACUUAACUACAACAACU
This is a messenger RNA of Gadus macrocephalus (Pacific cod), 1898 nucleotides long. Its product is annotated as olfactory receptor 52D1-like. The record is from RefSeq and is a predicted model, not a curated record. Gene Ontology annotation, biological process: G protein-coupled receptor signaling pathway. The transcript has a single exon. Gene Ontology annotation, cellular component: membrane. Lineage: Eukaryota; Metazoa; Chordata; Actinopteri; Gadiformes; Gadidae. Gene Ontology annotation, molecular function: G protein-coupled receptor activity; olfactory receptor activity. Bases 559 to 1494 code for a protein of 311 amino acids.